AUGCCUUUUCGCGGACGGCCGUCCAAGGGCUGUGGGACAUGUCGGAGACGGAAGAUCAAGUGCGAUCUACGCGAGGGUGGCUGCGAGAGGUGCGAGAGGGCGGGCUGGGAUUGUGGAGGUUAUCGAGACCUCACGUCCUUGAUGUUCCACGAUGAGAGCGAACGGGUGAUCGAGAAAGUCCACGCGCAGAAGGGCACUCGGCGCCCAGCAGAAAGUGCUCCUGAAGUGUCGCUGUCCCCAUCGACCACUGCUUCCACGACCAUUGCUAGUCCGAGCGAUCGAGCUUCCGACCUGGCGGUGGAGGAGCUUCCUUCAGCAACACUUCUCACGAGAUCGUCCACUCGGGAUUCUGCAGUCGAGCUAAGUUGCCACGGUGGUGGAUCCAAUCCAUCUUUUUCGCCCCGAGCAUCGCCCGCGAACUCACUCCCGGGACUGGACGACCUGGCUCUGGCCUACUUCUUCGAUACGUACGUGUACAAGUACAAUGACAAAAGAGAUCAGUGGGACAUCGAGGUUGGCAACGGCUGUCUGCUGGCUGCUGUGAAGGCACUAGGGACUGCUGGCGCGGUCAGCCAGAUUGGGCGUAGUCACCAGCUCGAAGCAGAGGCUCAGAAGCAGUACGUCGAUGCCAUUCGAAAGACAAACAAUGCUCUGCAGAACUCCACCGAGCGCACACGGGACAGCACAUUGGUAGCCAUCACGAUCCUGGGUAUAUUCGAAAACGUCUCCGGCUUUCAGCGCAAUCUGGACUCCUGGCGGGAACACGUCAACGGGGCAGCUUCUCUACUUCAGCUGCGCGGCAGUAAACAGUUUAGUACGCAGACAGGAUGUCGACUCUUUCUUCAGACGUGUACCAAUCUCAUAUUAAGCUGCCUGAGUCGACGACUCCCGAUACCAGCACAUGUGCGCGCUAUGCAGAAAGUUGCAGAGAGGUUCAUUCCCGAUCCAACCGAGAGUGUCUGGCGCUUUCACCUCGCCGGAUUGCGAAUCGCGGAUCUCAACGCUCGACUAUUGCCUGGCAACUACCCGGCAUCGCCACCUCAAGCUCAAUCGAUUGUCGAUGAUGCGCUUGCACUCUAUGCCGAGUUGGAGUCGAUCCUCGCAGACGCGCCAGAAGAUUGGAAACCACGUUACAGAGGUGCUACAGGCCAGAUGAUAUACUCGGACUACUGCUAUGUUUUCGACAGUUACAUCAUCGCUCAGAUAUUUAGUGGGAAUUGGGGCUACCGGAUCAUGUUGACUGACGUGCUACGCAAAGCACUAGUCAAUCUGCGAGCUUCUGGUAACAAGGUCGAUCGGGCACAACUGGACCGGAUCCAGUUUUAUAUUGGAUCUGUGAGGCAAUUGCAGCUAAACAUCUUAGCCGUCAUACCUCAGCACUUGAGUCACAGGUUUCCUAUCCAUUAUACUACGGAUGCGAGUGGACAUAUCACGGAGCAGCCUUCAUCGGGAUUCAAUUCGAGAAAUCACAACCCUUUUCGACAUGCGGAAGAGAAUGAGGUUGCUUUGCCGUUCGUCAGAAUGUCGGGAGGAUAUCAAACACAGUUUCCUUUGUUUGCUGCUGGUGCCGCUGAUCCGCCUGGAGGCCCGGUCAGGAUGUGGGUCAUUGGCGCACUGAAGACGUUGCAUCAGAGUAUGGGCGUGCAGCAGGCUGCUGUACUAGCGAGUCAACUUGAAGGCGAUGACUCUGGUUCUGGAAUUCCCGAGGAUUUGUGGCACUGCACACUGCCUCCCUGAAUGUUCAGCUUCGACAAAACAAGACCAAGACCCUCAUCGUGGGGCUUUGCUGCGUCUGCAGUAUGGACUCG
Sphaerulina musiva SO2202 is the source of this 1808-nucleotide messenger RNA. RefSeq lists its product as uncharacterized. The record is from RefSeq and is a predicted model, not a curated record. Lineage: Eukaryota; Fungi; Ascomycota; Dothideomycetes; Mycosphaerellales; Mycosphaerellaceae. The transcript has 4 exons. Gene Ontology annotation, biological process: regulation of DNA-templated transcription. Gene Ontology annotation, molecular function: zinc ion binding; DNA-binding transcription factor activity, RNA polymerase II-specific. The coding region runs from base 1 to 1737 and encodes 578 amino acids.